Molecule: messenger RNA, 5022 nt
Organism: Oncorhynchus tshawytscha (Chinook salmon)
Lineage: Eukaryota; Metazoa; Chordata; Actinopteri; Salmoniformes; Salmonidae
Product: NACHT, LRR and PYD domains-containing protein 12
Exons: 9
Coding region: 909-3947 (1012 amino acids)
Molecular function (GO): protein binding
Source: RefSeq, a predicted model, not a curated record
UCUAAUUGAUGGUGGACAAAAAUGAUUUUACCUCUCAAAUGUGUACUGGGUGUGAACAGGGUCACGUUCAUUUGCAAAACGUUCUCGAACAUUGCAGAUAGAAAUUAACGUCAUUCAUUAUUGAACAAAUCGAAGAGGCGUGUUUGUUCUACAUAGCAUAUUUCUAUCUGGAUGUUCCAAAACUUUGUAUCUUGCUGAACCCGCCCCUGUUCUUGAUUUUUAGCACUUUUGCGGGUACCUUGUUUUGACUGGAAACCGCAACUGAGUUUGAAGCUGCCUCCUCGACCUAUUUUAAAACACGUAUAUUUACUGAGACGCAGUGAUGGACUAGAAUCAAGUGAGGAAAUCCAACAAAUAUCUAUGGAAUUGCAUUAUGUGUUUACUAUUAAAUUAGAGUUGAUAAAGUUGCAAUGGGAUGACUGCAUGCCGUAUUUUAGCUAGUUAUUUUCUGGCUAGUCGUGGGCUAGCCCAGCACCAAGGAACGGAUGUGAAGAAACGCGGAAGCGAGUUCAGUGUUUAGACGAUGUAGUCAGAUUUUUGCAUUUAUAAAUCAUUUGGGAUGACCCCCCUUGCAUAAUCCAUUUGUUCGUUUUGAAGGCCAGGGAUUACACCGCAUUCGUGUACCGUUAGAGCUCCCCGUUGUUUUGUCUGCAGUGUUUUUGUCCUGAUCCUAAACGGAUUUAUUGAAAAAAAAUAGUGCCUAAAUGGAUAGGUCCUCCGUGUUUUUGUCAGUUUGUCUUCUUUAGGUAGCCUAUUUAACUGAAUUAAUUUAUUAUCAAAUAAUUUCUAAUCUGUGAGCAGAAUUUGAAUUGAGGCAGUCUUGCCAGUGCAUUACUGUAGCCCCAUACACACAGCACUAUUGCUAAUACAGUUAGGAAGACAAUAUCCUAAAUCUGUGUUAUAGGUCUAUGGUUGGUAGUGGGAUCUUUUCUUCAUCACAUGAGGGGCGCGAAUACCUGCCUUUACUGUCCCCUUCACAGAUACUGCCUCCGCCUUGGAGGGAAACAAACCUUGAUCACAGGAAAUCCGCCUCUCCUGAUUUGAGGAAAAUGUUUCGCCCUGGGAGAGAAAAACAUCAGACUGAACCAAGGGAAGUCUCUGCCUCCCAUGUGGCAAAACUCAGCAAUAAGCUAAAAGCCAUCUUGAAGAAAAAGUACCAAAGUCCCCCAGGGGGGGAAACUGAGCAUCCAUUUUAUAUUCAUUGUGAUCUCCACUAUCCACCUGGUGAAAGUGGAGAGGGGAACCAACAUGAGUACAUUCAAAUUGAGCCAACCUACAGGAAGAGACACCAAGGGACAUGCUCACCCAUAGGCUUAUACUUUGAUUCUGAACUAGGCAACGAACAAGUCAGAAUAGCACUGACAAAGGGUGUCUCUGGUAUUGGCAAAACUAGCCAGGUGCGGAUGGUUAUUCUUAACUGGGCAGAGGGAAAAGGAAACCAGGAAUGUCCUCUCUUAUUUCCUCUUCCUUUCCGGGAGCUGAAUUUGCUGAAGGAGAGACUGAGUCUAAUUGAACUUCUUCACAAGUUUUUCCCAGAAUUGAAAGAACCUGGAAUUUCCAACUUGGAGAACUUCAGAAUUUGGCUCAUCUUUGACGGGCUGGAUGAAUUCCGACGUCCUCUCGACUUCAAGAACAGCCCGAUAGUGACCAAUGUCACAGAGGCCUCCUCCGUGCCGACACUGCUGACAAACCUCAUUAACGGUAAUCUCCUUCCCUCCGCCGCUCACAUAUGGAUUACAUCCAGACCUGCGGCAGUUAGUCGCAUUCCUCUUCAGUACAUCAACGAAGUGACAGAAAUCGAAGGCUUCACAGAUUACCAGAAAGAGGAGUUCUUCAGGAGAGCAAUCCAUGACAAGAACCAGGCCAAUGCAAUUAUUGCCUACUUAAAGUACUCAAAAAGCCUCUACGUCUUGUGCCAGAUACCUUUUAUCUGUUCGAUUUGUGUAUUAGUCCUCUGGAGAAAGACAUUUCUAUUCAAUGAAGAAUGUGACCCCAGAGCUCUGACUCCAGUGUACACUGACCUACUCGCCCUGUUGCAAACACAGAACCAGAAUGCACAGGAGAUGGCUAUUAACUUGGGGGAACUAGCCUUUAAGCAGUUGGUGAAAGGCAACACGGUUUUCUACGAGGAAGACCUACGAGAGUGCAACAUUGAUGUCCAAGUGGCAGCUGUGUAUGCAAAAGUGAACAUACCCAUCUUCAGGGAGGAUAUUGGGCUGCACCAAAAGAAGAUCUACUACUUUGGGCAUACCACCAUUCAGGAGUUCUUUGCCGCAAUGUGGUUUCUCCAAUCCUGCAACAGCCCAGAUGAAAACCUGAGGAAAGCAGUGGACAUGGCCUUGCAGAGCAAAAACGGAAAGCUGGACCUCUUCCUCCGGUUCCUCCUCGGCUUCUCGCAGAACUUCAUCCAGUCAAUCGCAGAGGCCGGCUACAACUUCUCGGAGACACUGACGGAAGCAGUAGAGUAUAUCAAGAAGAAGGUCAUGGAGAAUCCCGCUUCACCGAGGACACUCAACCUGCUGAACUGCCUGACGGAACUGGGUGACAGCUCUUUAGAAACGGAUGGCGUGCACUUUCUCAAGACGGGAAUCCCCCCAGAUGCCAAAUACCCACGUGCACAUUGGUCCGACCUGGCCUCUCUGUUAGUGGCGUCAGAGUCUGGGCCGAUAGACAUGCUUGGGUUGGAAGUAAAGAAGAGAGGAGACGAGGAACUUCUGAGGAUGCUGCCAGUGAUCAAAGCUUCCCAGACAGCCACGCUGUCAUAUCACAAUCUGACUGAGAUAUUCUGUGAAGGUCUGGCCUCGGCGCUCACCUCAAAGGUGUGCAAUCUGAAAGGUCUGGACCUGAGUUUCAACACGCUGAAGGACUCAGGAGUACAACUGCUGGCGGCCGGCUUGGCCAAGCCACAUUGCCGACUGGAGAGACUGAAACUGUCCGGCUGCAGGGUGAAACAGGAUGGCUUCGUCGCUCUGGCCAAAGCUCUCAAAUCCAACCCCUCGCACCUGCGAGAGCUGGAUCUCAGCGGCAAUGAACCGGGAGAAGCCGGCGUGUUUCAUCUCGUUGAUGGACUGAAGGUUGUUAAUUGCAAACUGCAGAUCCUGAAGCUCUCAAACUGCAAGCUGGGCCUGGAGCAGAGUCGCUCUCUUGCGGUGUUGCUGAUAGACAACCCCAGACACCUGCGAGAGCUGGACGUCAGCAUGAACGACCUGGGAGACCGGGGGGUGAAGCUGCUCAUGGACAUACUGAAGUCAACCCAGAUAUACAAACUGGAGUUGUACUGUUGUCAGCUCACUGAGAAAUGCUGUGAGAACAUGUUUGGAUGUCUGCUGAACAUCCCCAGUCUGAGGGAGCUCAACCUGAGCAACAACAACCUGAAGGACGAGGGGGUCAAGAUGCUCUGCAACGCCUUCGGACUGCCCGCCUGUCAACUGGAGAAACUCAUUGUGGCGAGCUGUGGCAUCACCCUAGUCAGAGGGUUUCAUUUCAACUCUAUCCUCAAAGAGCUGGACAUCAGCAGGAACCAUCUGGGCGACUCGGAUGACUGGGCCGAUGUCUUGUUCUGCUUGUCUUCACUUGAGACCCUCAGGCUGAGUGACUGUAAAUUGACAGAGAAAUGCUUUGGGGUGCUGGUCAAAGCUCUCAGCUCCAACCUCACCAACCUGAAAGAGCUGGAUCUCUCUGGAAACGACCUGGGAGACCGCGGGGUGAAGACUCUCUACAUGGGACUGACGUCCAGGUGUUGCACACUGGAGAGACUGUUUCUGAGAUGCUGUGGGAUCACAGUAAAGGGCUGCUCCUCCCUAGCAUUAGCCCUGAAGUCCAGCCACUCCAGCAUCACAGAACUAGGCCUGAUGGGAAACGACACGGGAGAAGAAGGACUGAGAAUUCUCUCCGACAUCAGGGACAACCAACGCUACAAUCUACAGACUCUAGAAAUCAACGAUUGAGAGAGGUCUUGACUCACUUGAUGGGGUUCAUCUUGGCGUCUCGGCUUGGUCUUCAAGUUCUGUUCUCGCUCCGGUGAAGUGCUUCACUGUAAAGGGAACAGGAUGCUAUCUCGGGGCGCAGACUGGGAUUUGAGCGUUGUACAGACUUAUUAAAGAAGUGCCUAAACUUGAAAAAGUUAAUGCUAUAGAAUUCUAUAGAGUAGGAUGCCCUUUAGGAUGUCCCCACAGUGUCUGUGUACUAAACUAAAGGAUGUUACUCAGUACCUUCUGCCUCAAUCAUGCUCAGUAACCCCGAAGGCCAUUGCAGUAUUUUAUUUGCACGUCAAUCCAAGAUGUUACAGUAUACAAUGUAGCCUUUACUGAAGAGAAGGGUGAUGCUAUGUUUUACAUAAUGGCCUUAUUGUGUUUUCUUGUUUAACCAAGAAUGUGUCAUCAUUGGGAACCUAUAGCGGGACUGGAUAAAUGAAUAAUCCGUUUGAAGACAUUUUCACCUUUACCAAUUCCGAUUCCAGGCUGUAUCACAACCGGCCAUGAUUGGCCCAGCGUCGUCCGGGCAUUAGUGUUAGGAAUUUUAUGAAUAAUGACUAAACAAUAUCUACAUUUAAAUAGAACUAUAACUAAUUCAACUCUACCCUGUUUUACAAUAUCUGAUGAAUAAUGUUAGUUCCUAAGAAAGAGGUUAUGUAGCAUGGAUAAGAGGUAAUUGGAAAUGAUACACACACAUUCCUUCCUACACAAUGGUUGUCUUAAGUAAGCAAAGAGGGUCAUUAACCUAUGUUUGAACCGACUCAACUAUAACUCUGGCGAUCAAAUAAGACAGCGAGAGCCCCUCCAGGUUUUGUGUAUCUGGAACUGUCUGCUAAAGUGGUAAUAAAUGAUGGUGAGACUUCAGGAGUUAAUCCAGUUAUAUUGUGUGUCAUGUAUGUGAAUUGGAAUUAUCUUUUGAACCUGCUUUGUCCUGAUCGAGAGGAGGAAGGACAUUUUAAAACCUAUGAUGUCAUAUUUGAUAUAUAAACUGUUGUACAGGGUUCUAUGAGCAGCGUGCUCCGAGAAUAAAUGCUAUUGGCUAAUUUUU